ACGAAACAUGAGGGCAGCAUUCAACAACAUAAACACGCGACUGUAAAUCUGGCGCUGUCUUCCGAGUGGCCGAAACCUGUUGCCUGUGUCACUUUCUUGUGUGUUUUUGGUCCAACGUAAUAACACCAAAAUGGAUGAGAAGCAGGGACCAACUUCUGAUGAUGUCCCAACUGGGGAGGUAACGUCAACCACAGUUACAGAGGGUGAUGUUGUCAAGAUGCCAACAGAUGUGGCCAUCACUAUGGAUGCUAUUCCCAAUGAAGAUGAGGAGGACAAAUCCAAAGGGAGACAUCAGUUCCCAGCUCAACAGCUCCACCAGUGAUCUUCCUGACCUCACCAGACGUUUUUUUGUAUGGUCGUUUCAAGUCGAUCAUUAGGCUCUGUGAAUGACUGCUGAAUCUACGAGCUCAAUGAAUACAAAGCUGUCAUCACGGCUACCAAGGGAUUUGAAGCUUCUCUACGGAAAACAGGGUUUAUUGCAGAAACUGCUUCUCCACUGCUGACCUACGCCAGAGAUGUCAAUGUCCACUUUGCUAACAAAAAGUGUCAAGAGCUGAUAGUUGAAGCCCGCAAGCUGAUGAAGAGAGAGCUGCACAAUACAAAGAGAGUCGGUACAAUGAAGGUUGACAACAAGAACGUCAAAGAUCAAAUACAAGAUGCCAAGGACAAGUGCCACGUCAGCGAGGGUAUCUUUGCACUGCCUGAGUGUGCAGUCAGUGAAAGCAUAGAGUGUCUUGUUAAUCUAGCCUACCAGACAUUACAAGAAGCUGCUAGUAACACACCACAAUGUGCCAUCCAGCUGUUCUACACAGUGCGAAACAUGUUUGAGAUAUUUUGUGAUGUCGUACCCACAUACCACAGAGAUAGUCUGCAAAAGCUACCCCAGGUGUGCGCUCUCCACCACAACAACUGCAUGUACAUCGCCCAUCACCUGUUGACGCUGGGCCAUCAGUAUCGUCAAUCCUUACCCCCGCCCCUCUGUGAUGGCACGUCCAUGUUUGUCGACCUAAUUUCUGUCUUCAGGAAGCUGGCAUCCGAAUGUUUCUUGGCUCAAAUGAGAAUUCAGCGAGAUCAAUUAGUGGAGAGUCUGUCUGGUGCUGAGGGCUUUGACCAAGUAGCGACUGACGACAACUUCUUGGCGUGUGAGAGGGCCAUUAAACAAGUUGUCCAUCAGUUGGGUCACCUCCAGCGAGUCUGGACCGACAUCCUCCCCAGUAACAUCUUCACCAAGGCCAUGUCUACAAUCAACGUGGUACUCAUGCACAUCGUGGAGAAAGUCUCGUCACUUGAGGACAUCUCAGCUGAUGAUGCGCAGCAGUUACAUUCAUUACUCUCGGGACUGCAAGACAGAAUUCCACACUUGAUCAAACCAGGAGAAGAUGAGGAACCAGUUUUGGUGCAGAGUACCGUUGAUCAGUGGAUGUCAUUCAGCGAGAUGCUGUUUAUGCUAGAUGCCAGCAUGCAAGAUAUUGUUGACAGGUGGGCGGAGGGCAAGGGACCACUCGCUAUGGUGUUCAGCGCCAGUGACGUGAAGAGCCUGAUACAGGCCAUCUUCCAGAACACCGACAGACGAGCCACAGCGCUCGCCAAAAUCAGAUAGGACCAGCCG
This is a messenger RNA of Patiria miniata (bat star), 1609 nucleotides long. RefSeq names its product centromere/kinetochore protein zw10 homolog. Gene Ontology annotation, biological process: mitotic spindle assembly checkpoint signaling; endoplasmic reticulum to Golgi vesicle-mediated transport. The transcript has 14 exons. Gene Ontology annotation, cellular component: RZZ complex. The record is from RefSeq and is a predicted model, not a curated record. Bases 578 to 1600 code for a protein of 340 amino acids. NCBI's taxonomy places the organism in Eukaryota, Metazoa, Echinodermata, Asteroidea, Valvatida, Asterinidae.